Molecule: messenger RNA, 3667 nt
Organism: Ceratitis capitata (Mediterranean fruit fly)
Lineage: Eukaryota; Metazoa; Arthropoda; Insecta; Diptera; Tephritidae
Gene: conv
Product: protein artichoke
Exons: 13
Coding region: 257-3523 (1088 amino acids)
Molecular function (GO): protein binding
Source: RefSeq, a predicted model, not a curated record
UUCAAAUUAGAAGGGUAAAUUUGAACUGUAAUGAAGAGUAUCAAUAUCGACUAAAUUAUUUAGCAGUGAAGAUUUCACAAAGUCAAAUCAGUUUUUUCAAGUAAACUGAUAUGCAAUCGUUUUAAAAUUAAAAUUAUGCUUUGUUGUUGCUGAUUGGAAAAAACAUAAUCAGAAGACUUUAGCCACGAACUAGAUCCGCUUAUGCGUCAAUGUUGAGUUUUCUCUUCAAAACCUGUUUGCUCAUAAGUUUGUAAACAUGCAUAAAUUUUUACUUCGCUGCAUUUUACUUUUGCAUUUAAGUGCAUUAGUGAAAUUAGAAUAUGCAUUUAACGAGCCAAAAUAUAAAUGUCCAACCAAGCCUAAAGCUAUAUACCCAUGUACCUGUUGGAAAAAUUCUGAUUUAGGAAUCUAUGUGAGAUGUGAAAAUACGAACUUAGCCACGUUAUCGAUAGCACUCGAGAAUCUCGGAGCUCUGGGUACCCAAAUAGAGCAUUUGGAAAUCGUAAAAGGACAUUUUGUAAGAUUGUAUGGGCCAGUGUUUUCGAAAGUGCAAAGCCGAUUACUUACCAUUGCCGACACACCUUUAGCUACAAUGGAGGAUUACCCCUUCUUCGGUAUCAACAAGACCAUUGAAGAGCUGCAUAUACUACGUACGAAUCUAUCAUCCUUUACUCCUCUAUCAUUUGGGAUACUUGGUAACGCAAAAGAACUUAUAAUAGAUGGUCAUUCAUUGAACAGUAUCAAUAAGAAUGUUUUUGAUGGUCAAAGUAUUGGAAAUAAGCUGGAAGUGCUACGAAUUAUCAAUGGACCACUAAAUGAUGUCCCAAUUGAAUCCUUUCAGCCCUUGCGUAAACUCAAAGUGCUUGACUUACACGGAAAUCAACUGGAGACUCUGAAGAAAAAUCAGUUCAAAAAUUUGAGAUCUGUUGAAGUGUUAGACAUCAGUUAUAACAAUCUUAAAAAACUUGAAGCUCAACAUAUUGCGGACAUGACUAAGUUGGGUUGGUGUAAUGCUUCUCAUAAUGCGCUCACAGAAAUAUCGAGGGGAACUUUUGCUCGGAACUCCGUACUUAAAUUACUGAAUUUAUCUCACAACAACAUCACCCGUUUAGAUGCGAAUAGUUUUCGCGGAAUGCGGUUUUUGAGGCGUUUGUUUUUGAGCGACAAUAAAAUAAGCGAUGUUGGUAGAGGCACCUUUGGCUCCAUCGGUAAAAUCGGUACCAUUGAUUUGGCUAGAAACUUUUUGAAGAAAGUUGAAUUCCAAAUGUUCUCACAGCUUAAUUAUGUAGAGGUAAUAGAUCUUGCUGAAAAUAAUAUUACAAUUGUGGAAAAGCAUUCUUUCAAAGACAUAUACCAAUCAACUAUCAAUAUCUCACACAACGCUCUGGAGAAAAUAGAAACGCUUUCCUUUGAAAAUUGUGUGAACAUCACGGUUUUGGAUUUAUCGUUUAACAGACUGAAGAACUUCUCACGCAAUGCAUUUGAUCUUACGACUUUUGCGACAGAGUUUCAAUUGAGCUACAAUUAUCUUACAAACUUAGCACACGUGCCCUUUCAGAAUAUGACUGGUAUCAAGGUUAUAAAUGCUUCACAUAAUUAUAUAGCAGAGAUUCCGAAAAAUUGUUUUCCAAAAUUGUAUGAACUACACACUAUUGACAUCUCAUACAAUAACAUAUCGUUGAUAGCGAACGGCGUUUUUCAAACACUUUUUUCUUUACGCUUUCUAAACCUCAGUCAUAAUAGCUUAACAGAAAUUAAGUCUUCAGUUUUUGGUACACUUCCCACAUUGCUCGAUAUGAAUCUUAGUCAAAACAAGCUAACAUCGAUUGUACGUGGCGCGUUGGCAAAACUUACCAGUUUACGAUUCUUGGAUCUCAGUAAUAACCAACUCGAAAAAUUAUUUCAAAUUCCCAUUUCUCUGAAUGACCUCAAUUUAGAGAGUAAUCGUUUGGCUAGCAUUCCAGCGGGCACUUGGCCAGUUAUGAAUUCGUUGUUGUUUUUAAAUUUAAAUAAUAAUGAAAUCGGAGACUCAUUAACAGCUCAAAGCUUCACAGGUCUACUCGUAUUACAGAAAUUGUGGCUAAACAACAAUGGUAUAACACUACCACCGCAUGAAUGCCUCGCUGGCAUGUCGACACUUCAGUAUUUACAUCUGGAGCAUAACAACAUUACUGCUUUGGAGAAAAGUGCUUUUGGAAAAUUACCAGUUCUUUUCGAGCUGAAUUUAUAUGGCAAUAGCAUAAGUGAUAUCAGCAAACGCUCUUUUGAAGGUCUCUUGCAACUACUUACCCUCAAUCUCUCCUCUAAUGCAAUCGCAAAUAUACCAACCGAUGUCUUUAUUGGAUUACCAUCCUUACGAAAAUUGGAUUUAUCUUUUAAUCAAAUAGCUAAAUUGGAUAAUAAAACGAACGGCGUACUCGACGAUCUACUUAGCUUGGAAGAGUUGAAUUUAAGCCACAACAAAAUCAGUUUUGUCACCAAAAAAACAUUUCCCUCUAAUCAAUAUAUACCGUAUAAUCUGAAGCGGUUGGAUUUAAGCUACAAUCAAAUGCCUGUAUUGACCUAUGACAUCACUUUUGGCACAAAAAAACUACUUUCCUUAAAUUUGUCAAAUAAUCAGAUAAAUGAAAUCCGAAGAGGUGUUUUAGCCAAUUUCACAGAACUACAAUCAUUGGAUUUAUCGCAUAAUGAGUUAACCAACCUAGCAUCAGAACAGCACAUAUUCGAUCUGCCAAAACAUUUGAGAGAUAUCAAUUUGAGUAACAACCAGAUAUAUAAAAUUCCCUUUUCAAAUUUUCAAAAAGAUGUACCAUUCGAGAACAUUGAUUUGCGAAACAAUGCCUUAACUGAAUUUCCACAAAUAUUAGUGCUAAUGUUACGCAAUGGCACCAACAUAUAUUUUGCUGGAAAUCCUUUGGAUUGCAGUUGUGCCGCACGGCCUCUAAAGCAUUUUAUGUUGGAGAAAUCAAGUUUAGACGAGGACUUAGAGCAUAUUAGAUGCAGUACACCGUUAUUUCAUCAAAAUCAGCGAAUAAUGGAUGUGCUUGAUGAAAAUCUUCAAUGCAUAUUGGAAGAUAGAGAUCUUUAUAAAGGUGAAGCUUACGAAGAACUCGCCGAUGUACAGUUCCGAGAUAACACAGUCAAUAAUAACGGGAACCUCACAGUUCGUUUCUUUGUGACAGCCGCCAGAGAUAUAGCCGAUUUUUUAGUUUAUAUACGUAAUGACGAAAACGAUGUACUGUACCAAGGCGAAGCAGCCUACAAUGAACGCACUCACGAGAUAAUAAUUAACCCGAUCCGUGAAAGAAUAAAAGCGGAGAAAGCACAAAUCUGUAUCAUAUCUAAGGAUAGCAAUGGCGUAACUGGGCGUUGGUUCAGUUCACAGUGCAGAAGGAUGCCCGACUUAAGGCCCAAAAGGAAAGGCAUAUUUUCGUUUAAUACUUUUAGUUGUGCUCAUCGUGCUGCUUUGGAAACUAUACUGCAAAUUUACACAUUUACAAUGAUGGUGAUUUUCAUAUGGUAGAAGAUAAGCGUAACAUUGGAACUAACUGUAACAAAGUUACCACUGCCAGCCUUUUUUAUAUUUUUUGUUCAAAGAGAAUACCUUUUGUGAUAUUGUUACUUGUUUACAAUCUUAACAUUAAAAAUUAUGUUUAAUAAAUUUCCG